Maniola jurtina (meadow brown) is the source of this 1101-nucleotide messenger RNA. It is a transcript of the gene Bet3, whose product is annotated as trafficking protein particle complex subunit 3. Gene Ontology annotation, biological process: endoplasmic reticulum to Golgi vesicle-mediated transport; intra-Golgi vesicle-mediated transport. Bases 177 to 707 code for a protein of 176 amino acids. The record is from RefSeq and is a predicted model, not a curated record. The transcript has 4 exons. Gene Ontology annotation, cellular component: TRAPP complex; cis-Golgi network membrane; cytosol. NCBI's taxonomy places the organism in Eukaryota, Metazoa, Arthropoda, Insecta, Lepidoptera, Nymphalidae.
GACAUGUGACAAGUGGCAGAAAUCAAAAUUCAAUUGCAUAUUUUAAUUUUUAAUUUUUAUGCUUUUCUCUUUUCCAUAGCGUAAUCAUAUCAUAAUAAACCUAUGAUUUUUUCAGUCUACGAUUCAUUGUGUAUUUUUAAGUAAAAAAAGUAGGGUAAUUAACUCAUCUUUUUAAAAUGUCUCGACAAACUUCUCGCCUUGAUGCAAAGAAAGUGAAUUCGGAGCUUCUUACACUUACGUACGGUGCUCUUGUGUCUCAAAUGCUCAAAGAAACUGAGAAUCCAGAGGAUGUAAAUAAGCAAUUAGAACGAAUUGGUUACAAUAUGGGCGUAAGACUUAUCGAAGACUUCCUGGCGAGAACGACGUCUACUCGGUGCUUAGAAAUGAGGGAAACUGCUGAUAAAAUACAGCAAGCUUUCAGGUUAUACCUAAACAUGCAGCCUACUGUCACUAGCUGGAGUAGUUCUGGUGAUGAGUUCUCUUUGGUUUGGGACCAGUGUCCGCUGAGCGAGUGGGUGGAAAUGCCCAACAAUGGCCUUAAGUACUGCACUCUGAUACCUGGGGCGAUACGCGGGGCACUACAGAUGGUGCAGCUUGAUGUGCAGUGCUGGUUUGUGCAGGAUCAGCUCAAAGGUGACUCAGUGACUGAACUCCGAGUGAAAUACAUCAAGAGAUUAGAAGAUGCAGUGCCUGCUGGAGAAGAUUAAACCAAAAUAUACUAGCUAGCUGCCUACUACUUUGUCUGCGUUGAUAUUAAUGUGAAUGUGCUUUAAAUACAUCUAAACCUUCAUUGAUGCCAAUGUGGUUGUACGUAAUCUUUGAACUAUACUAAAGGCAAGUAUACUGUUUUGGUGAGACAGAGAAAAUCGCGUCAAAAGCCACAUAAAAGUUUAAAAGCUAUGAGCAAAUUUACAGACAAAAUAGCGAUUAUGGCUUUGUUUUGUACUAUUUUGAGUAAACAGUCAUUAUUCUAGACCUAGUAACUAGUUUAUACUAGAAUAUUAUAUUAUUAAGUAUUAAGUUAAUCUCUAAAUUCCAUUUAUUUUAAUAAGUAUUCUUACAUAUAAAAAGUUCUCUAUUAUUAAAACUGUUAUAUUGUAA